Messenger RNA from Gossypium raimondii (Peruvian cotton), 2092 nucleotides. RefSeq names its product aspartyl protease family protein 1. The coding region runs from base 176 to 1792 and encodes 538 amino acids. Lineage: Eukaryota; Viridiplantae; Streptophyta; Magnoliopsida; Malvales; Malvaceae. Gene Ontology annotation, biological process: proteolysis. Gene Ontology annotation, molecular function: aspartic-type endopeptidase activity. The record is from RefSeq and is a predicted model, not a curated record. The transcript is spliced from 9 exons.
GCUACAGUUUUUUUUCACCUACACUGUAUAACGCCAAGAACACAAGAAAGCAACACCUUUUCUUCAGAUCCUUCUGAAAAUCACCAAUCAUUCACUGAAAAUAACCCCAAAGAUCCAAAACCCAAAAUUCCUUUUUCAUUGUUCUUCCCAUUUUCAGUUUCUCAAAUGCAAAAAAAUGUUAAAGACUGUAAUUUUCUUUUUUAUACUAAACUGGGUUUUAACCUUUAAGCUCAUCAAUGGCCGCAUCUUCACUUUCGAAAUGCACCACCGGUUCUCUGAACCAGUAAAGAAUUGGUCUAACUCCACCGGAAAACUCUCUCAUUGGCCUUUAAAAGAUUCUUUUGAAUACUACGCCGUUUUAGCUCACCGGGAUCGUCUCCUACGUGGCCGUAAACUCUCCGGUGCUAAUACAACCCUUUCUUUCGCUGAUGGCAACUUCACUUUCCAAAUCAACUCUUUGGGAUUUUUACAUUAUACAACAGUUCAAUUAGGCACCCCAGGGGUGAAAUUCAUGGUGGCACUUGACACUGGAAGUGAUCUUUUCUGGGUUCCUUGUGAUUGUACCAAAUGUGCUCCAACUGAAGGCACUGUCUAUGCUUCUGAUUUCGAGCUUAGUAUAUAUGACCCGAAAGGAUCAUCGACCAGCAAGAAGGUCACCUGCAGCAGCAGCUUGUGCGCACAACGUAACCAAUGUCUCGGAACAUUCAGUAAUUGUCCUUACAUGGUAUCUUACAUGUCAGCUCAGACUUCUACUUCCGGGAUUCUAGUGGAGGAUGUUCUUCACUUAACAACCGAAGACGGUCACCCAGAUUCUGUUGAGGCAUAUGUCACGUUUGGCUGUGGGCAGGUACAAAGUGGUUCGUUCCUCGAUGUUGCGGCUCCCAACGGUUUAUUCGGGCUUGGCAUGGAGAAAAUUGCAGUUCCUAGCAUUUUAUCUCAAGAAGGUUUAACGGCUGAUUCUUUCUCCAUGUGUUUCGGAGACGAUGGAACCGGAAGGAUCAGUUUUGGAGACAAAGGUAGCCCCGACCAGGAAGAGACCCCAUUUAAUCUUAACCCAUCACAUCCAACGUAUAAUGUUACGGUAACUCAAAUCCGGGUGGGGACAACUUUAAUCGAUGGUGGCUUUACGGCUCUUUUUGAUUCCGGGACCUCGUUUACAUACUUGGUUGACCCAACAUAUUCAAAUCUCGCUGUGAAUGUAAGCACUUCAUGUCUAGAUCCUCCAUUUACUCUAUGUUUCCACUUAGUAACUUAUGCUCUUUUACAGUUCCAUUCUCAGACACGAGAUAGUCGCCAUCCACCCGAUUCUAGGAUCCCUUUUGAGUACUGUUAUGAUAUGAGCCCUGAUGCAAAUGCAAGUUUAAUACCUAGUAUGAGUUUAACCAUGAAAGGUGGAAGUCACUUUCCUGUUUACGAUCCGAUAAUCGUCAUUUCGACUCAGAGUAAGCUCGUAUAUUGUUUAGCCGUCAUCAAGAGUACCGAACUGAAUAUUAUCGGACAAAACUUUAUGACUGGCUACCGCGUGGUGUUCGACCGAGAAAGAUUUGUUUUAGGCUGGAAGAAGUUUGAUUGUUACGACAUCGAGGAAACUAACACGUCCGAAGAAGAACAACAUCCUGUCUCUGCACCUCCUGCUGUUGCUGCCGGAAUCCGUAAUUAUUCCACCCCGGAAUCAACAAAAGAUGUAAAAAAUAACAAUUCACUCACUUCGGUCACCUUGCGAUCUUGCCAUCUGCAUGUUUCUCUUCCGUUUUUCUUCGGACUCGUCUCCAUAUUGACUCUAUUGUCGUAGGAUAUUCAUGGUCUACUUUCUCGAGCUAUAUGAUCGUUUAAUCUUCGUAGAAACAACAAUGAGAACACCGCUAAAGGAUUGAUUGCAUCCCUACAUGAUUUUGUUGUAUUUUAGGCCCUCCACAUACUAUUGUACCAUUGCUUCUUGUCAAUUCCUUUUAUCAUUUUAGCAAAGGUCAUAGGUAUUUUUGUUCAUUAUUGUUGUAUUUUCUUUUUUAUGUAUAGCCACAAUACAAAUUUUAGUACAAUUUUGGUGGAAUUUCUCCCUAGUAUUAAUCAAUGAAUCCAUUUGGUUUAAUUA